Anastrepha obliqua is the source of this 480-nucleotide messenger RNA. It is a transcript of the gene RpL36, whose product is annotated as 60S ribosomal protein L36. NCBI's taxonomy places the organism in Eukaryota, Metazoa, Arthropoda, Insecta, Diptera, Tephritidae. Gene Ontology annotation, cellular component: cytosolic large ribosomal subunit; ribosome. The coding region runs from base 71 to 418 and encodes 115 amino acids. The transcript has 3 exons. Gene Ontology annotation, molecular function: structural constituent of ribosome. The record is from RefSeq and is a predicted model, not a curated record. Gene Ontology annotation, biological process: cytoplasmic translation.
AGAUAAAAUGGUGAAGUUCGAUAAAUGCUUGUCAAUGGUCUUUCCGCCUUUUGACAGCUCUUAAGCGAUCAUGGCAGUGCGAUAUGAACUUUGCGUUGGUCUCAAUAAGGGACAUAAGACCACAAAAGUGAAGAAUGUAAAAUAUAUUGGAGACAAGAAGGUUAAAGGCCUUCGUGGAUCACGUUUGAAGAACAUUCAAACCCGACACACCAAAUUCAUGCGCGAUUUAGUACGUGAAGUUGUGGGUCAUGCUCCUUACGAGAAGAGAACGAUGGAAUUGUUGAAAGUUUCAAAAGAUAAACGUGCUUUGAAAUUUUUGAAACGUCGUUUAGGUACACACAUUCGUGCCAAGAGGAAGCGUGAGGAACUGUCUAACAUCCUGACUCAAAUGAGAAAGGCUCAAACCCAUGCUAAGUAGAUGAGCAUAUAAUUCUUUGUACAAGUUAGAAAUAAAACGAGAACUUAGAAUUUAAAUAAUAA